This is a messenger RNA of Fusarium poae, 1065 nucleotides long. RefSeq lists its product as uncharacterized. The transcript is spliced from 2 exons. NCBI's taxonomy places the organism in Eukaryota, Fungi, Ascomycota, Sordariomycetes, Hypocreales, Nectriaceae. The coding region runs from base 1 to 1065 and encodes 354 amino acids. The record is from RefSeq and is a predicted model, not a curated record.
AUGCGUUUCCCAUUAGACUUCAGCUUGAUGCUGUCAAGAAAGAAAAGAAGCGAACCACAGCAAGGCACAGCCCUUCCAGAGCCCCAGGUUCACGAUGAUAGAACACCCGAACAGAUCGACACAUGGUGCAAAUCCACAUCCUUGACCAAAAAUGGCGACGAGAUUAUGUUUCCCAACCAGGGUGAUACCUGGCACGCAGGAGAAACGCAAGGCUUUGGCUGGACAGGCGGCAUUCAUAUCGACGAUAACCAAAGCCAGACCUUUAGCCUGGAGAUCAGGGCAUUUGGCUCCAAUGACGACUCUCAAGCUGUUCAAAUAUUUGCCAACGAAACCUUCCACUAUCCUUCAACCAACUGGCAAGUCUGGAACAAAGAAUGCCCAGACACGUAUAUUUCAUACUACUGGAAGAUACCCAAAGACUUUAAAACCGGAGACACCAAAUUCGUGGCGACGCUUCUCAACACAACUGAUCCGGAGAAUGAAACCACCUUGACGAGUAGUUUCUUCUACAUCGACUCCGAACCCGUUGAUGUAUCUAUAGAGGCCUCUGUAGCAACUCCAUCUACGACACCAGCAGCAGCCACCACCACAUCAAUAGUCCACAACACCGCCACUGCAGCACCAACCGCCACAAUUGAAGCGGCAGCCAGCGACCAAACCACAACAGUAGAAUCACACGGCGGACUUUCCGUCCGGCAAAAAGCAGGCAUUGGCGCAGGCGUUGGUGUUCUAGGCCUCAUGCUUCUCCUCGCUGGUCUGCUUUUCUACUAUUACAGAAAGCGCCAAAACAAAGGCAUAUCGGAAAAAGGUUUCGUGACACCAGCUUUGGGAAUCAGAACAGCACGACCGCGCAUCUCAGAAGGAGGCAAUAGCGAGAUACAACGUGCGAGAGUGAGGGAGUCAGAAGACACCCCUGGAAGUCCUUUGUAUAGGACAGACACACAGCGGAAUAGUCAUCGACGGAGUAUCCGGAUAGUAUACGAACCAAAUCAGGAUCCCAUCGGGUUGCCGGCCGACGUUUCGAUGUGGUCGCCCAAGACUUCGCAGGAUGAACUGAAAAGAUAA